AUGUUUAAUAUUCGAAAAGAGAUUUCUCUGGAGCGUUGGCCAAAUGACUGCAAAGUAGCUGUUGUUCCAAUAAUCAAUGCGGAAGUCUUCAUAAAAGGUCAUGGUGGUCCUUGCAUUCAGCCACAUUUGAGUAAUCUUACGCCUGAUAUAGCCAAUAGUGGCUGGCGUAAUUACGGCAAUCGACAAGGAACAACUCGCCUUCUGAAUACAUUUUCCAAUUUGAAAAUACCAGUUAGUAUUGCUAUGAAUUCAUAUUUAAUUGAUCAAGAACCGGACGUAUUCGAAGAAAUCAGAAUACACGCAACACACAAUGAAAAUAUCGAUAUCAUAGGUCAUGGUCUUACAAAUUCUUUAUCUGCUGUAAAACACAUAUCAUUCGAAGAACAAGUCAAACAAUCCUUAAAUCAAAUUCAGCAAGCUGCAGGGCAUGAGCAAAGGCCACAAGCAUGGUUAACGCCUGGAUUUGCCGCACCGGAAGAUUCAGCAAAAAUCUUAGUUGACAAUGGUAUUCGUCUGUCUUUGGACGCCACAGAUGACGAUAUCAUAUAUGAGCUAAAAUCAUCAACUGGCGGUGACAAAGGAUUAUUCAUUCUACCGUAUUCAAUGGAGACAAACGAUAUAUCGUUAUGCAUGUGUCAAGGUUAUACCGGUGAACAAUAUGCUCAAACAUUAACGGAUUAUAUUUAUGAAUUAGCAUCGGAAGAAACAACAAAAGCAAAAGUUGUUUGUUUAGGACUGCAUACGUUUAUUGUUGGUACACCGGCAAAAGCGUUUCAUUUCAAACAAGCACUACAGACAAUUCAACAAAUACCCAAUAUAUCGAUAGCUGUACAAACCAAAAUGACAAACUCAACUGAUGCAAAUCCAUGGCGCAAAUGGAUUGGUAUUAUUUGGUUACUAGUUGAAGUAAAUCUUAUCAGCGCGAAUAUAUUUGGCUUCUCGGCACUUUUCAAAGUUUUGCCUAAGUAUGGUAUUUAUGGUAAAUAUUGUGAGUUAUCCACGGUCUUGAAUUCCACAAAUGAGGAUUGCACUGGCCAGGCGCAGCAAUACCAAAAUGCAUUGACUUUAGGUAUAAUAUUCUUUAAUUUACCAUCAAUGUUCGUUGGGAUUUUGAUUGACAAAUUCGGCGGUCGUUUCGUCAAACUAAUCGCCAUAAUCUUCCAUGUUGUGGGAUGGUUAGCAUUAGCUCUUGUCAAACCUGAUAAGUUCAUGACCAAAAUUUCUUUUUGA
Molecule: messenger RNA, 1230 nt
Organism: Adineta ricciae
Lineage: Eukaryota; Metazoa; Rotifera; Eurotatoria; Adinetida; Adinetidae
Source: the annotation of a GenBank genome assembly